ACUCCAGCUGAGUCCUAGCAGAAACCAGCAUGGCGGCCUCCAGUGUUUUGCGACCGGGCUUGUUCAACCACAAAGUAGCGAUAGUGACCGGCGGAGGAACCGGGAUCGGUAAAGCCAUCUCUGCGGAGCUGCUGGAGCUGGGCUGCAGCGUGGUGAUCUCCAGCAGGAAGGCAGAAAGGCUGGAGGCAGCGGCUCAGCAGAUGAGGCAGAAGAUCCCCCCCAGUAGCCCUGCUAGUGUCACCACAGUUCCCUGUAACAUCCGCAGUGAGGACGAGGUGAAGGCUCUUGUGUCUUCGGUGCUGAAGCGGUAUGGUAGGAUAGACUACCUGGUGAACAACGGAGGGGGUCAGUUCAGCAGCCCGGUGGAGAAGAUAGCCUCCAAAGGCUGGAAGGCUGUGAUAGACACCAACCUGACUGGAACCUUUUACUGCUGCAAGGAGGUCUACACAGCCUGGAUGAAGCAGCAUGGAGGAGUGAUCGUCAACAUCAUCGCUGACAUGUGGAAAGGCUUCCCAGGCAUGGCGCACACAGGAGCAGCGAGGUCAGCUGUGGAUAACCUAACCAAGACGAUGGCCGUCGAGUGGGCAUCCUCAGGAGUCCGAGUCAACGCUGUGGCACCUGGAACAAUCUUCUCCAAAACUGCGAUGGAGAACUAUAAGGAGCUUGGACCUCACCUCUUCAAGAUGUCCGUCCCAUUCAGCCCUGCAAAGAGACUAGGGGUGCCAGAAGAGAUCUCCUCUGCUGUUUGCUUCCUGCUGUCUCCUGGUGCCUCGUACAUCUCUGGGGCUACCCUGAAAGUGGAUGCAGGACAGAGUCUUUAUCACUCCCUGUGGGAGAUACCUGAGCACAGCUCGUGGCCCGAAGCUCCACAGGGGGAAAACCUGGACGCUCUGAAGGAACUGCUCAAGACACAAAGCAAACUUUAAUACAUUCCAGAACAUGCAAAGAGCAAAUGUUUAGAUGGCAAUUACCACAGAAGUAUAGCCACAGCGGUAAAACACCAGACCCUUAAGGAUUGAACCUAAUUUUUUAUAUGUGGAAUGUGAAAAUUGUGUGCAAAUUUGUAUAUAAUUAAGUAGCAGCAUGAGUGUAACUUUUUGUUGGGAAAGAUAUAGCAAUAAGAUUUGAAAUGUGCUUAAAAAUAUUUUAAUUACCAUUUUCAGCUGUUUUGAAGGUAAUGCCAUACUUCUUUUUACUUAACACACAAGUGCUUUACAAAUGGACGUUUCGUCACUAAACACUAAGAGAUUGAAAAAUGUAAACCAUAAAAUAUGGGUAGUCUGCCCUUUUACCUGAGACUAAAAAUUAGUAAUGUAAUCUGUAAUGUAAGUAUUUUCAUGACCUAGAUAAGGAUGGGAAGAGGUAGGAAAAAUGUAAUUUCCUGAUUUACUUGCUUAUUCAGUUUUCUAGCUGUGACCAUACAUCCAUCAAUAAUAUAAAUUUCAUCCAUAUUUCA
Xiphophorus couchianus (Monterrey platyfish) is the source of this 1456-nucleotide messenger RNA. RefSeq names its product peroxisomal trans-2-enoyl-CoA reductase (gene pecr). Gene Ontology annotation, molecular function: trans-2-enoyl-CoA reductase (NADPH) activity. Lineage: Eukaryota; Metazoa; Chordata; Actinopteri; Cyprinodontiformes; Poeciliidae. Gene Ontology annotation, biological process: phytol metabolic process. The record is from RefSeq and is a predicted model, not a curated record. Bases 30 to 926 code for a protein of 298 amino acids. The transcript is spliced from 8 exons. Gene Ontology annotation, cellular component: peroxisome.